AUGCUUGCCACAGUGUUCCUGGCGCUGGCGCUGGCCACCAGCGGCGCCCGAGCACUCUAUUCGGAAGGCGGCGAUGUUCGAGUCCUACAUCCUGGUAACUUCAAGGGGGUGGUGGCCCAGCCGGCCCUUGUGGAGUUCUAUGCCCCAUGGUGCGGCCACUGCAAGAGCUUGGCACCCGAAUGGGAGCGGGCGGCGCAGGCGCUCAAGGGCAUCCUCACUGUGGCGGCUGUGGAUGCGGACGCCCACGGCGAGCUGGGCAGCGAUUACGGCGUGCGCGGCUUCCCCACCAUCAAGUUCCUUUACACCGACCCCUCUGGCAAGGUGACCGCCGUAGACUAUAGCGGCGGCCGCUCGGCCAAGGAGAUUGUCGAAUGGGGCCUCCAGCAGGUGCAGCGGCUGGCGCUGGGCCGCUUGGGCGUCAAGCCCGGCGGCGCCCGCGGUGGCGGCGGCGGCGGCGGCGGCGGCGGCGCCCGCUGCGGCGGCGGCGGUGGCGGCGGUGGCGGCGGCGGCGGCGACGACUUUUAUGCGGGCACCGAUGUGACUGUGCUGAGCGACGACGACUUCCACCGCCAGGUGGCGGGCAGCGAGGAGCUGUGGUUUGUGGAGUUCUACGCUCCCUGGUGCGGGCACUGCAAGGCGCUGAAGCCCGCCUGGAUCGACCUGGCGAAGCAGAUGAAGGACAGGGUGCGGGUGGGCGCGGUGGACUGCACCGCCCAGAAGCAGACCUGCGAUGAGUUCCAGGUGCAGGGCUUCCCCACCAUCAAGUUCUUUGGGGAGGACAAGGAGAGGCCGGAGGAUUACAACGGCGGCCGCGACUCGGGCUCGCUGGCCGCCUUUGCCACCCAGCGCUGGGCAGCGCAGCAGCCGCCGCCAGAGGUGCGCGAGCUAGUGGACGAGCACACCUGGGAGGAGCACUGUGUGGGGCACGCCGCAGACGCUGCGCUGGAGCUGGGGGAGGUGAAGCCGAAGAUGAUGUGCCUCCUCGCCUUCCUGCCGCACAUCCUCGACACCAAGGCCGCGGGCCGCGAGGCCUACCUGCAGGCGCGGCGGCGGCCCUGCUGGGCGGCGCUGGGCGGCGCUGCGCUGCGCUGUGCUAUCCUGCGGGACCUGAUCCCGCAGUACAAGGACCGCCCCUUCUCGUACCUGUGGGCCCAGGGCGGCGCGCAGCCGGCGCUGGAAGCCAACUUUGGCGUGGGAGGCUACGGCUACCCCGCCCUCAUCGCCUACUACCCCUCCCAGGGCAAGUUUGCCAGCCUCAAGUCGGCCUUUGAGGAGCAGCACGUGCGGCAGUUCCUGGCCUCGGAGCGCCUGCGUGCCACCGCCGUGAUUGGGGAGGUGGCCAAGGUGGAGACGCGAGACGCGUGGGACGGCGGCGACGGCCAGGAGGUGGUGGAGGAGGAGUUUGACCUGGCUGAUCUGAUGGCGGAGGAGGAGGAGGGCGAUGGGGUGGGGGAGCUGUGA
Chlorella variabilis is the source of this 1461-nucleotide messenger RNA. RefSeq lists its product as hypothetical. The record is from RefSeq and is a predicted model, not a curated record. Gene Ontology annotation, cellular component: endoplasmic reticulum lumen. The transcript has 10 exons. Lineage: Eukaryota; Viridiplantae; Chlorophyta; Trebouxiophyceae; Chlorellales; Chlorellaceae. Gene Ontology annotation, biological process: response to endoplasmic reticulum stress. Bases 1 to 1461 code for a protein of 486 amino acids. Gene Ontology annotation, molecular function: protein disulfide isomerase activity; protein-disulfide reductase activity.